UAUAAAAACACACAUCCACACCAUCCAAUCCCUUUCUCCUGCUUCGGUAACUACACAAAUCAGUUUCAGGCCAAAGAAAAUAAGAAAGAAAGAGAGAAAUUGGCGGUGCUCUACCACCGAUCGCUCAUCGGAUUCCGGCGAACUUCAGAUCGCUUUUCUUGCUUCUCCGAAAUUUGUUCCUUCACUACUUUUGGAGGCAUUUUGUUGUUGGUCGUUAUACUCUUUUACUGGAAAAUUGUUAUAUAUGGGCUGAGGCGCAUUUUUCAUGGGAGGUGUGGAAGAUGAAGAACCAGCUUUAAAACGAACGAAAUUGUUGUCUAAAGGAUUAAACAGUCUCUCUAACGGUUCAUCUUCUGUGGAGCGUGUUGUAGGAUCUUCGAGUGAGUUGAUGGCUCGGCCCCUAUCAUCUGAAGGGGACAACGAAGUUGUUGGUUCAAAAGGGAUCAUAAAAAAAGGGGAGUUUGUAAGGAUAAUCACGAAGGCAUUGUAUUCUCUCGGUUAUAAAAAGACCGGGGAAAAUCUAGAGGAGGAGUCUGGCAUACCGUUGAAUUCGUCUGUGGUAAAUGUGUUUAUGCAGCAGGUGCUUGAUGGUGAUUGGGAGGAAAGUGUAUCCACAUUGAAUAAAAUUGGUCUUGAAGAUGAAAGAAUUGUUAGAGCCGCCUCAUUUUUAAUAUUGGAGCAGAAAUUUUUUGAGCUUCUCGAUGGGGAUAAGGUUAUGGAUGCAUUGAAGACAUUGAGGACUGAGAUUACAGAACUUUGUGUUGAUAGUGCUAGAAUUCGUGAACUUUCUUCUUGCUUAUUGUCACCAUCCGACCAAUGCGGUUCUUCUGGUCGAGAUUUUAUAAGGGCGAAGACUCGGUUGAAACUGCUGGAGGAACUACAAAAACUGAUUCCCCCGACUGUAAUGAUUCCUGAGAAUAGGUUGGAACAUCUAGUUGAACAAGCCCUCAUUUUGCAACGAGAUGCUUGCUCGUUUCACAACUCAUUGGAUAAGGAGAUGUCAUUAUAUUCAGAUCAUCACUGUGGAAAAACUCAGAUACCAUCUAGAACAUUACAGAUAUUAGAUGCCCAUGACGAUGAAGUAUGGUUUGUACAAUUUUCACAUGAUGGGAAAUAUUUAGCCACAGCUUCAAAUGAUCGAACUGCAAUCAUUUGGGAGGUAGACACAAAUGAUGGACUGUCUAUGAAGCAUAAAUUAUCUGGUCACCAGAAAUCUGUUUCAUCUGUUUCCUGGAGUCCUAAUGGCCAAGAGCUUCUUACAUGUGGAGUGGAGGAAGCUGUUAGGCGUUGGGAUGUCUCUACGGGUAAAUGCCUGCAAGUUUAUGAAAAGAAUGGUUCUGGCCUGAUCUCCUGUGCAUGGUUUCCUUGUGGAAAGUAUAUACUUUCUGGCCUCAGUGACAAAAGCAUUUGCAUGUGGGAAUUAGACGGGAAAGAAGUUGAGUCUUGGAAAGGACAGAAAACCCUCAAGAUUUCUGAUUUGGAAAUAACAGGUGAUGGGGAACAUAUUCUGAGUAUUUGUAAAGAAAAUGCAAUACUGCUCUUCAAUAAAGAAACGAAGGUUGAGAGAUUUAUUGAAGAGGAUCAGACUAUAACAUCAUUCUCUUUGUCAAAGGAUAGCAGAUUCUUGUUGGUUAAUCUUCUGAACCAGGAAAUACAUCUUUGGAAUAUAGAAGGAGAUCUUAAGCUUGUUGGUAAAUAUAAAAGUCAUAGACGCUCCCGGUUUGUUAUUAGAUCUUGCUUUGGAGGGCUUAAGCAAUCGUUUAUUGCUAGUGGAAGUGAGGAUUCACAGGUUUACAUAUGGCACAGAAGCUCAGGGGACUUGGUAGAUGCGUUGCCCGGUCAUUCUGGAGCCGUUAACUGUGUGAGCUGGAAUCCAGCUAACCCCCACAUGUUGGCCUCAGCAAGUGAUGACCGGACAGUCCGGAUAUGGGGCUUAAAGUGUCUGGAUGCGAAGUACCCAAAUGCAUACAGCAAUGGCAACAGUCAUCACUGCAAUUGUGGGGGAACUUAGAUGAAGUAAAACUAUUUCAUUUUCCAUUUUUAUCAUUGCUAUUGUGUAAAUAAAUACCUUUACUGUCCUUACAAGUUACAAGUAGACACUCAUUUUCCAUUUUUAUCAUCUGACUUUUUAGCAGUCUCAAAAUAACCUUUAUGGUUCA
Messenger RNA from Medicago truncatula (barrel medic), 2159 nucleotides. RefSeq names its product WD repeat-containing protein 26 homolog. The coding region runs from base 266 to 2011 and encodes 581 amino acids. The record is from RefSeq and is a predicted model, not a curated record. Lineage: Eukaryota; Viridiplantae; Streptophyta; Magnoliopsida; Fabales; Fabaceae. Gene Ontology annotation, molecular function: protein binding. The transcript is spliced from 5 exons.